Lutra lutra (Eurasian river otter) is the source of this 2087-nucleotide messenger RNA. RefSeq names its product required for meiotic nuclear division 1 homolog (gene RMND1). Gene Ontology annotation, biological process: positive regulation of mitochondrial translation. The record is from RefSeq and is a predicted model, not a curated record. The transcript is spliced from 11 exons. Bases 185 to 1387 code for a protein of 400 amino acids. NCBI's taxonomy places the organism in Eukaryota, Metazoa, Chordata, Mammalia, Carnivora, Mustelidae.
GCCGGGCCUGGGAUGCUGCGCGCCUGCGCAGCGCGGGCGCUGGGAGGGUCGCUGGAGCUGCAGUGCAGGCUGCGGGAAGCGGGAGGUUCGGGACGGCUUUGUAUCUGACCUGCAGCCGGGUCGCGGAAGCUUGUGCGCCUGGCACGUCCCUCUUCUUUUCCGUCGGAGAGCUUGGGAUGUGGUAAUGUCAGCCAGACUAUUGAGAGCCCUGGCCGGAUCUCACUGUAUUUUAUCAAAAAUAUGUCAGUGCCAAAGACUUACCCAUCGAACACUAAAGCCACGGAAAGAAUUUGAGACUACAACAUGCAGCACCGUGAUGAGAAGUCAGAACUUGGAUUUGUUCUUUCCUGAGACAGCAGCUGGUGGUUUGAGUAAGUCCCCGGUCCUGGAAAUGAGUCCAAAAAUCUCAAAUACAAGCAUACUCUCUCCAUUAAAUGCUGCGCAUCGCCAGGAUGAAAAAAUGCACCUUCCAACCAGGAAAUCUUUUGGUACUAACAGGAAAGUGACUCACAGACCAAAUCUCUUAGGUUCUAAGUGGUUUAUAAAAAUAUUAGAGCGGCAUUACUCAUCUCCAUCAACGGAAACACUAGUUCCUAAACAAGACUUUCCGCAAAUCAAGAGACCACUAAAAGCAUCGAGGACCAGGCAGCCAUCCAGGACCAACCUUCCAGUUUUGUCUGUGAAUGAGGACCUGAUGCACUGCACAGCGUUUGCGACUGCAGAUGAAUACCAUCUCGGGACUCUCUCUCAAGAUCUGGCCUCCCACGGAUACGUUGAAGUAACCAGCUUGCCUAGAGAUGCAGCAAACAUUUUGGUGAUGGGUGUGGAACACUCUGCUAAGGAAGGUGAUCCUGGAACAAUAUUCUUCUUCAGAGAAGGAGCUGCUGUGUUCUGGAAUGUGAAAGAUAAAACUAUGAAACACGUGAUGCAGGUCUUAGAAAAGCAUGAAAUCCAGCCCUAUGAAAUCGCUCUGGUGCACUGGGAAAACGAAGAGCUUAACUACAUAAAAACAGAGGGACAGUCGAAACUUCACAGAGGGGAAAUCAGAUUAAAUUCAGACCUAGAUAUAGAUGACGCCAUUCUAGAGAAAUUUGCUUUCUCGAAUGCUCUUUGUCUUUCAGUGAAACUGGCUAUUUGGGAGACAUCACUGGAUAAAUUUGUUGAGUCUAUUCAGUCAAUUCCAGAGGCUUUAAAAGCUGGGAAGAAAGUGAAACUAUCUCAUGAAGAAGUGAUGCAGAAAAUGGGUGAACUCUUUGCCCUGAGACACCGUAUAAACUUGAGUUCAGACUUCCUGAUCACUCCCGAUUUCUACUGGGACAGAGAAAACCUGGAACAACUUUAUGAUAAAACUUGUCAGUUCCUUAGCAUUACUCGUAGAGUUAAGUAAGCCAACUGCCACUGCCACUUGGCUUGGGCAGGAAGGUUGAUGCCAAAGAAAUGAGCUGAUCUUUCACCUGGAAGGUGGCCAUCUUUAUGUGUCUGUCCUCAUUGUACAAGAUGGAAUUACUGACAUCAGGUCUACAACUGAGGACACCUUGCGUGAAGAAUACCUUGACGACCGGAUGAUCAGCUAAUUCAUGGCCAAGAUCAAGUGCAAACAGAAGACAAACAUCGGUGAGAACAAAAGGGCUGUGUAGGCUCUUCCCCGCCAUGUGUACUAUGCUGAGUAUCCUCUGUCUUCAGUAUCAAGGCCAGUUUGAGAUUGAGUCCCUCCAUGAAAGGAUUGACAUGUAACCACUAUCACCCAUCAGCAGCUGGGAGAAUCAGAUGCUAACUAACCCAGUCUUUGGCACCCUGGACCCAGGGAGAAAGCCCCAUUCAGUUCCAGCUAGACAAGGCACUAAUCCCUCCAGUGGCUUUAUCAUAGCCCCAAGAUUUAACAUCUCCUAUGAAAAGAAGUAAAACCAAAUUUAUUCACAGACAACAGGAUCUUGUAUAGAGAAUGUCAUAAAACAUCUACCAAAAAGCUACUAGAACAAAUUAGUGAAUUUACCAAAGUUGCAAAAUCCAAGGUCACUAUAUAAAAAAUAAUUCUUUUUCUUUAUACUACCAAUGAACGGUUGGAAAAUAAAAAUUUUUAAAUAUCA